AUGCUUCGCCCGGAGGAGUCGCCGAGUAAGUUAUCUCUGUUACAUUCGAAGGACGCAGAGAGGACCAAUCUCUGCGCCGACGUCGCUCAUCAGCCGCUCGCGCCUGCGCCGCCCCGGGCUGCUUCUCCUUCGAACGUCCUUGGAAUCAAGGGUUAUCGCGGGGCUGUAGGAGACCCUGGAGACGAUGGCCCGCCAGGCGAGAAAGGCACAAAAGGCGAGCCAGAAGGCGGGCCAGGAACAAGUUAUGUCGAACUGCCGAAUCGCAAAGGUUUGCGUGGGCUUAAAGGAGACCGUGGGGAUCAAGGUUUGCCGGGAGAGCGCGGUCCACAAGGAGAUUCCGGCGUUUGCGUAUAUGAAUAUCACUGCAUGAGAUACGGAACGCAAAAAAAAACACGGAAAGGACUUAAGGGACGCGAACGACGCGACUCAUCAGCCGCUCGCGCCUGCGCCGCCCCGGGCUGCUGUGAGCCCGAAUGCUUCGCGCGGAGGAGUCGCCGAAAUAUUCAAAUCCGCUCAGAUGAGAAACUUGAGCAGCAGAGAGGUGCUAGAGGACCUGACGGUGUAAAAGGUUCCAUUGGAUUACAGGGUCCGCCAGGUUUGAAAGGAGAACCUGGGGGACCAAUCAGCUACCGUACACCGGGUGCCCCGGGUGAUAAGGGUUCCAUGGGCUUCAAGGGCGUCCGAGGUUAUGAUGGUCUAAGAGGACCAAAAGGUGAACGUGGAGAUUGUGGACCCGAUUGUUGCAAGACGGCCUUCAGUCAUAUUGAUACAGAAGAUAGGGAAUAUAGAGAAGACGGAGAAGGGGAAGAAGGGGAAGGACAGGACAAAGAGGUGACGGAGGAAAACUCAGAAGAGACAUCAGAUAUUAAUUAUUACCAAUUUUAUGUUGAAAUCACUCUGGAAAAUAGAACUUUAACAGUCUCUAAGCACCUUUAAACUUGUUUUAUAUAAAUAAGUUUAUAAUUAUUAUAAAUUACACCAUUUCAUCUAUACUUACUUGU
Molecule: messenger RNA, 1001 nt
Organism: Bicyclus anynana (squinting bush brown)
Lineage: Eukaryota; Metazoa; Arthropoda; Insecta; Lepidoptera; Nymphalidae
Product: collagen alpha-3(V) chain-like
Exons: 5
Coding region: 1-936 (311 amino acids)
Source: RefSeq, a predicted model, not a curated record